Cantharellus anzutake is the source of this 378-nucleotide messenger RNA. RefSeq lists its product as uncharacterized. The record is from RefSeq and is a predicted model, not a curated record. The transcript is spliced from 2 exons. The coding region runs from base 1 to 378 and encodes 125 amino acids. Lineage: Eukaryota; Fungi; Basidiomycota; Agaricomycetes; Cantharellales; Hydnaceae.
AUGAUAGACAACGAGGUAUCCACUUCUCCACACGCACCUCCUCCAUUCCACGAUUCCGAAGGUGAUCCCGUCCCAUCAUACCAACGCAUAAACCGAAACCCAGAAACGCUCGCCAGAUACCUCUUCCGUUUAGGUUUCAUAUUUCCCUUCUUCUGGAUGCUCGCUGCCACCAUCAUUGUUACCGACCUCGUUCCUACUUCAUACACUCCCAUCGCUGGGAAAAGCCCCGAAGAGCAACAAGAAGAGAUUGAAGUUCACCGUGCCACUGAACUGAAAUGGGCAUGGAGAUCGGUUUAUGCGUUGGGAGGGUGGAUCAUUUUGGCCAUCAUUAUCUUGGGUAUCAUGCGUGCCACUCAUACUGGGUUCUUCGCUUCGUGA